CAAAAGCCCUCUUCGAUUCUUCGGAAGGUAAAGCGCGUAUUCCGUUUUCUCCUGCAUCUAAACGAAGCAGGAACAAAGAAACAAUAAUUAAUUAAUUAUCUGAUUAAUCAGUUUAAUCAACAAUAAAGCUUUGAUCUUUGGGGGAAAUUGGGAUUUGGGUUUAAUUUAAUUUCGUUAAUUAAUAUGUAUUAAAUGGGUAAUCGGCCCACUCAAUCUCCCACCAUUUUCAGCUUCUUCCAUUUUCCGCAGAGAUAGAGAGAGAGAAGAGGGGUUUCCCCGUAGAGAAUGAGCAAAGAUGACGACGACCCAGAGGCGAAAGCGUCGAAAUCACAGCCGCCGGAUUGGCUGACAAACUUCCACCGCGAUCUGAUGGCUGGGGCGGUGAUGGGCGGCGUGGUGCACACGAUUGUGGCCCCAAUUGAGAGGGCCAAGCUUUUGUUGCAGACCCAGGAGAGCAACCUGGCCAUUCUCGGCAGUGGACGGACGAAGUUCAAGGGCAUGGUCGAUUGCAUCGCCGGGACGGUCAGGGAAGAAGGCAUCCUGUCUCUUUGGAGAGGCAAUGGCAGCAGCGUCCUUCGCUACUACCCUUCCGUGGCUCUCAAUUUUUCCCUCAAGGAUCUUUAUAGGAACCUGUUAAGAAGUGGACACUCUCAAGAUGGUCAUUUUUUGGCUGGUCCAUCUGCCAAUUUCAUUGCUGGAGCUGCUGCUGGCUGUACAACAUUGAUAAUAAUAUACCCACUUGAUAUUGCACAUACCCGCCUGGCUGCUGACGUUGGAAGAACCGAAGUCCGUCAAUUUCGAGGCAUAUACCAUUUCUUGUCUACCAUUCGCCAAAAGGACGGGAUUAAAGGAGUUUACAGAGGGCUUCCAGCUUCUUUACAGGGAAUGGUCAUUCACCGGGGACUAUACUUUGGAGGUUUUGAUACAAUGAAGGAAAUUUUAUCAGAAGAUUCUAAACGUGAUUUGCCAUUGUGGCAGCGUUGGGUAGUGGCUCAGGCAGUCACAACCUCUGCUGGGUUGUUGUCGUAUCCAUUUGAUACAGUUCGGAGGCGGAUGAUGAUGCAGUCUGGAUUGGAACAGCGGAUGUACGAUAACACAUUCGACUGCUGGAGGAAGAUAUAUAGGAGAGAAGGAGUGGUUUCAUUUUAUCGCGGUGCAGUUUCAAACGUGUUUAGGAGUGCCGGCGCUGCUGCCAUCUUGGUUUUGUACGACGAAGUCAAGAAGUUCAUGAAUUGGGGUGGAUUAUAGCACGAAAUCAUUCCCUGUCGCUUUAUCUUAACAAAAGAUUAGAGAUUUAGGACUAGAACGACAGAAAAAUGGGAAUUACAGCAGGAAAUAUUUUGUAAAGUGCAGAUGGGUUCGACAUUGUAAUUUAGUAACACGCAGCGAUGACAUUCAUCUUUGCCACCUAAAGCUUUUUGAGGCUCCGGCAAUUUAUUCACUGAUUUUUUUGUAACAGGCAGUGAAUGUUGGCAAAAACUAAAUUCAAUGGCUUGAUAGUAUCAACUUUUCUA
Molecule: messenger RNA, 1514 nt
Organism: Pyrus x bretschneideri (Chinese white pear)
Lineage: Eukaryota; Viridiplantae; Streptophyta; Magnoliopsida; Rosales; Rosaceae
Product: probable ADP,ATP carrier protein At5g56450
Exons: 2
Coding region: 286-1248 (320 amino acids)
Biological process (GO): mitochondrial ATP transmembrane transport; mitochondrial ADP transmembrane transport
Cellular component (GO): mitochondrial inner membrane
Molecular function (GO): ATP:ADP antiporter activity
Source: RefSeq, a predicted model, not a curated record